Vespula vulgaris is the source of this 5149-nucleotide messenger RNA. RefSeq names its product alkaline phosphatase-like. Gene Ontology annotation, molecular function: alkaline phosphatase activity. The record is from RefSeq and is a predicted model, not a curated record. Gene Ontology annotation, biological process: dephosphorylation. The coding region runs from base 2084 to 3934 and encodes 616 amino acids. Lineage: Eukaryota; Metazoa; Arthropoda; Insecta; Hymenoptera; Vespidae. The transcript is spliced from 10 exons.
AGAGAGAGGGCGAGAGUGAGUGGAAGAAAGAGGAGAGUAGGGCGGCGGGUUGAAUCGAGGUUGCUAUCGGGCAGCACAGUGAGUCGCGCGAUCCGUUCAUUCGGGCUCGCACGGCUCGCAUCGUCGCAGCUCGGGUACGUGCUGCUGCUGCUACUACUGCUGCUGCUGUUGCUGCUGCUGUUGCUGCUGACGCUGACGCUGCCACUACCGCUGCUGCUCUUCUUCAAAGAGCUUCUUUGCCGAAGCACUACGUCUCACUCUGCUCGUCUUAUUGCCUUUUUCUUGAACUUUUUCCCUUGUUUCUUUUUCUUUUUCUCCUUUACCUGUCUUCUCUUUAUUUUUAUUUCUCUUUCGUACUACGUGUUAUUCAGAAAACGAGAUUUCUCAAUAUGACGGUCAACUCGCCGUUAAGAAUUCUUUUCCUCACGCAUGGACGAGUGUUCUCCAUUUAGGAAAGUGGACGGACAUUACUUGAAAAGUUUCAAUAAACGAAUUCGUUAGACUCGUGUCGUUCUUGAUCGUUUUUCAAAUAUGUGGUGUUCAUGUUUAACACCUGGACGAGCAGUUUGAAUGAUCGGAAAGUGUAUAACAAUAUUUGGAAACUUCAUCGAUAGUAUGAAAGUCGAUUAGUUGGUGUUUGUUCGAUGUGAUACGAUAUCUAUAAUUCAUGUUGAUAUACGCAUGGACCGAGUGUUCUUCAGAUUACAAAGUGAUUCUAACAAUUCAGAUUAACGAAUUAUCUACUUGGUUUUUCUUCUUUUUCUCCUUUUUUUUCUUUUUUCUGAUAAGAACCAUCGAGUGCGGUACGCUUUUGGAUAAACUCGAAGAGGUUCGAUUAGUUUGUUUUCCCGCUCAGAGGCGGGAGCCGUGCAUCGAAGAGGCUAACGAAGAAGCGACAGGCAGCGAUACACUUCGUGCGUGUGCGUGUGCGUGUUGAUCUUGAUGUAGCUGUGUUAUUCGUCGGCUGUUUGCAACUUCUCGAAUUUCGUGCAGCACGAGUUCGCGAUAUGAAUUACUUUUGAAAAUUUGACCUGGUACAAACUUUUAUCCGAUUAACGAGUUUAUCUACGGUCAGAGAAUUUAACGAAGUUUAAGUUUUUAAGGUGGAGAAUGGACAUCGAGAUGAUCGGUGUAUGUUGGUGCUCGUUGUUGAUAAUAACGUUGAUAAUGUAUUGAUAAUAUUGCACGAUAACGAAUCAAAUUCGCGGGAUGAUUCGCGGUUUCGUUAUUAUCUGAUACAUAGAAAAGCCAACAACGAGCUAUUGGGAUAUUUACGUUAACGUCAUUCGCGGUCCUAUCGGUGUACCGUAUCCUUCGUGUGUGUGCGGUGUGAUCGGUGUGACGGGGCACGUGGCCAAUAUGACUCUCAAAGGUCACAUUAUCGUUAGCGAUAUUUAGACCGUUGGAUCUAAUGGGCCAACGUUUAACAGGCUAUAGCCAGCUAACGUGCGUCCAUUUAAUAAACACACCCAGUUCGUAUGCGUCUGUUGCACAACACAGGAUCGGGUUACUACGGUGUUCAUCCCUUUCAUCCUCAUCGUUGCAAAGUUCGUCGUUGAUCAUUCCCGCACAUGGUACCACCAUCCAUUCGCUGCUCAUUCGUUUCUGUCUCCAUCGGUCUUCCGUGGAAGUGCCGUGAAAUACGAAGAAGCAUGAACUCGAGCAGAAUGUUCACUUCUCUGGGACCAACUAAUUCGCAUCCCGCCAUUGAUGAUUACAGCGAGUUAGUCGAUUUAAGAGGUCGACUGUGCGACGAAUAUUUUGGAUUAAAAUUAAAGGGAUUUCUCACGAAGACAGUGUAUGUACGUGCAGUGCCAGAUGUUAGUUAAGUGAUAUUUGUGCCGAGAGAUAGAGAGAAAUAUAUACACACACACAUUAUAUAUAUAUAUACAUAUAUAUAUAUACACACACACACAUACUCAAUACACAUAGAAUAACGUGUAUACUGUAUCAGUGUGUCGAGGACAGUCGGAUCUUCCUCGUAAUUUCCGUGUCCCUGGUCAGCCCUAAUCUGGUUUCGGCGUUAUUUGCUAAAGGGGGAAUGAAGGACAAUACGUAGGGACUGGCCCUUCUCGUUUUGGAGAUGUGCCGCUAUCUACUGCACACCACCCUCGCCCUCCCCCUCGUACUCUUGGCGAUUCAUGCGAUCACCGUUGUACGAGCUGGCGAACAAGAGAGGGAAGUCUGGUAUGAAGGCGCUAGACGUGCGAUCGAGGCACGAAUCCGUGCGGCUACGAGCUCAAACGGAGCAGGAACAGGAGGAGGAGGAGGAGGUGGAGGAGGAGGAGGUGGUGGAGGUGGGGGUGGAGGAGGAGGAGGUAGCAUACCACCGAGUACCGUAGCACGCGGGGUCGUCCUUUUCGUUGGCGACGGCAUGAGCAUGAGCACGCUUACGGCUGCUAGAAUACUCUCGGGUCAACGUCAUGGAAAUACAGGGGAGGAAGCUCAACUCGCAUGGGACAGCUUUCCAGCGGUAGCCCUCUCUCGGACUUACAACAUGGAUGCGCAGGUCGGCGAAUCAUCGGCAUGCGCGACAGCAUUGCUUUGUGGCGUUAAAGCGAAUUACGAAACCGUGGGUUUGGAUUCCUCCGCUCGCUUCGAAAAUUGUUACUCGAGUUUCGACGCGCGCGUGCCAUCGCUCAUAAAUUGGGCACAAGGCCAAGGCAAAUCUACGGGCUUGGUUACAACUACAAGAGUCACACAUGCAACACCAGCGGCCCUUUACGCUCAUGCAGCAAGUCGUUAUUGGGAAGAUGAUGGCAAAGUUCCACCUGCGUCUCGUCCUUCCUGCAAGGAUAUCGCUCGACAACUUCUCGAAGAUGAGCCCGGUCGUAAUAUCAACGUAAUACUUGGUGGUGGCAGACGUCAUUUUGUACCCAAAGUGACCUUGGAUCCAGAAGAACCGGAUAAAGAGGGUAGACGAUUAGAUGGGAGAAAUCUAAUCGAAGAAUGGUCGAGAAAUAAUCGCAUGAGGAAAGUUUCCGCGAGAUACGUCUCCAACAAGGAACAGUUCGAGAGCGUUGAUGUUCGAAAAGUUAAUUACUUGUUAGGACUGUUCGCUUAUUCUCACAUGGAUUUCGACGUGGAUCGCAAUACAACUGGUACCGGGGAUCCUUCUCUAACCGAGAUGACGUUGAAAGCAUUGCGUAUUCUCGCAAAGAAUCCGGAAGGGUACUUUCUUUUUGUAGAAGGUGGUAGAAUUGACCAUGCUCACCAUUACAACAACGCUUAUCGCGCUCUAGAUGAAACCUUAGCGUUAGAGGAAGCAGUUCGAGCGGUUGUGAAUGAGGUCGACCUUAUGGAAACUCUCAUCGUCGUGACUGCUGAUCAUUCUCAUGUCUUAACUCUUGGUGGUUUAGCAACUCAUCGUGGCAAUCCUAUACUCGGCUCUGACAGCAAGGUGUCGGAUGUUGAUGGACAACCCUACACGACGCUGCUUUACAGCAAUGGUCCCGGAUACACGCAGCCACGGAAUAUUCUACGUGACGCCGGCAAGGAUUCCAUACAGACAGCAGGAGUUCCACGUGCCUGGGCUACACACGGUGGCGAAGACGUGCCAGUGUUUGCGAUUGGUCCACUUGCUAGCGUACUCUUCUCUGGUAGCAUCGACCAAAGUUACAUACCACACGCGAUCUCGUACGCUGCCUGCUUAGGCCAUCAGGCGAGUCGUUGCUCACGAGACGAUAGUAGUAGCAUCGGUAGCAACGACACGAUGAACGCACCGAUAAGCUGUCCUUCGGCGGAACCGAACAGUGCAGCGAUAUCGAGCGACGUGAUGAACGAUCAGGCACGAAAUCCUAGCACGAAAUCCGUCGCUUCCCGACCACCUAGCAAACCCCGACAACCCCUCGACGAUCUUCUCUUUGCUCUCCUCUUACCCUGCCUCGUAGCGAGCCUCCAACAAGUUUUCCACCUACCCCUUUCCAUCGACUAGCCUGGCUUCUAUUGCUAUUCGCUUUAUACCUACCCUUCUACCACCACCACCAUUACCACCACUAUUACCAUCGCCACAACCACCAUCACCAUCACCACCAACACCAUCAUCAUCACCAUUACCAUUACCACCACAAUUACCAUCACCCUGACGUCCUGCCUACCUGCCUACCUACCUACCUAUCUACCUGCUGGCCUGCUUGCCUCCCUGUCUACCUACUUGCCUCCUGGCUCUCUUUUAACCCUAACAGGCUUUCAUGUCCCGUUGGACGAACAAGAGCAGCCUCGAUCUAGCCUGCGUAUAAUCUCCUUUGAUCGUGCCCAUUCCGAGAGACACUACUACUAUCUACUGACCACGAGAGCGUGACUCUUCAAGAGGGGUGAAAGCCUCAGAGAAGGGAGAAAACUGAUAAAUAACUGAAUCGAGUUCAUCGAACUUCGUCUCCGGUUCUUACCUUACGGUGUUCAUUUUCUUCGGUGGAAGGAUCGCUCGAUCAUGGGGAAAACGAAGACGCUGAUGUAAAUUUCAUGGUUUCGUUAGGCAAAUUCUAUUUAAUAAAGUUAAUUCUCUCUCUCUCGUCAUUAACGGUGAGAACAUGUUGUGUAUAAUAAUGAUAGUAAUAAUAAUAAUAAAAAUAAAAAUAAUAAUAAUAAUAAUAAUAAUAAUAAUAAUAAUAAUAAUAGAUAGGUAAGGAAAAGAGGUUUGGAUCGUUUGCAAACGUUUGCUCGUUAAAAGGGGAUUGUAAUUGAAGUAUUUGUGUAUUGCGACUAGCUCUGGAUAGAUUUUCAUAGACCGAGUAAUCACGUCCAACAUAUUAACUCUUAAAUGCAUAAGAUUGCAGAAUUAUAACAUUUAUUAUUUAUUAAUAUUUAAUGCAACUUAACGAACAAUGUAACGUAUCUACAUAUUACAAUUAUCUUUUCUUUUCUUUUUUUUCUUUUAUUUCUUUUUCUUCUUAAUUAAGUUUCAUAGAAAUAAAUAAUGACAAUGUAAUAUCUCUGUUAUAUUCAUUUUCAUGUUUACUUAAUAGAUGAAAUUAUAAUUUGAUUAUAAAAGUAUCUAUCAGAAUAAAUCGUGCAUUAAAGGGUUAAGACGAAUUUUAUCAACUUUUAAUAUCCUCGUGUAUGGUACGAAAAAAAAAAAAAGCAGAAAAAAUCAAUAACGAUCUCGAAAGAUCUGUCCAGAGUUACAACGACAAACAGUCAAUAAUUACGA